Phalaenopsis equestris is the source of this 1078-nucleotide messenger RNA. RefSeq names its product ubiquitin-like protein ATG12. NCBI's taxonomy places the organism in Eukaryota, Viridiplantae, Streptophyta, Magnoliopsida, Asparagales, Orchidaceae. Gene Ontology annotation, cellular component: phagophore assembly site membrane; cytoplasm; Atg12-Atg5-Atg16 complex. Bases 251 to 490 code for a protein of 79 amino acids. The transcript is spliced from 6 exons. Gene Ontology annotation, biological process: autophagosome assembly; autophagy of mitochondrion; C-terminal protein lipidation. The record is from RefSeq and is a predicted model, not a curated record.
UGGAUCUCGAGCAUCCCUCACGAUUCGUCUCCAAGUUCGUCCAUUUCUCCAAAAUGAAGCGACUAGCUCAUUCGAUCUUCGAGAUGGCAAGGAGUACCAUAGGAAGAUUAUUAGCUUUGCUAAGUUGAAGGGCUAGCCCGACCGGCCUUUAAACCGAUACGGACGCUCGUCCGAUUUGGUGGCUCUGUCCUUCCAAAUUCCCGUUGAUUCAUCGCAGAAAAGGGUUGCACAUCCUUCCGCGUUGUCGAUCAUGGCGGCAGAGUCGCCAACCUCCGACCGCAAAGUGGUUGUUCACCUGAGAGCGACCGGCGAUGCUCCCAUCCUCAAGCAGGCGAAGUUUAAGACAGCUGGAAGUAAUAAAUUCUCUACCGUGAUUGAAUUUCUACGACGUCAACUUCAUAAAGAUACUCUGUUCGUGUACGUCAACAGUGCAUUUUCUCCAAAUCCAGAUGAAUUGAUGAUUGAUCUCUACAAUGUGGUGUGCCUAUAAAAUGAUUGAAUCGAAGCGGCCUUUUCUCUUUGAAGUUUGAAGACUUCCUCUCCGAACUUGCUGCCACGUGCCGUUUAACAACAACAACUUGUUGUUUCUUCACAAUCAGCUUGUUGUCCAGUUGUUGUUUACGCCGUAUUUCAUUCUUCAUUACUGCUUACACCUCCGCUACCCAUCCUAAAUUUACCUAACCCUUUUUUGUGUUCUCUCUUUCACUAUCUAGAAACCCUAGAAUAGUGUCAUAUUCAUUGAUAGACAAGUAGUUGUUUUCAUGACCAUUAUGAAGUGUAUCCUAUCAUACUCGAUACUCCCACGAUCGAAUGAAAAAAAUGUUACAUAUUUCAUCACAGGAUAUCACACCACAUCUAAUCAUACAACUUGACUCUAAUUAAAAAAUUUACCACAUCUAUUGUCAACAUUGAUCUCAUUUACCCUUUUCAACAAAGUCAGAGAAUAUAAUUGGGAAUGUGUUAGACCAACAUCAAUAAUGUUUUUUGCUGCGUUGAGCCCACCAUAGUUUGAAGAUUUAUUUGAGGUGCAAGGCUAAAAUAAAAAUUUAGUCAUUGUCAAUUAUUAUUCUGGGAUAUA